Ipomoea nil (Japanese morning glory) is the source of this 663-nucleotide messenger RNA. RefSeq lists its product as uncharacterized. NCBI's taxonomy places the organism in Eukaryota, Viridiplantae, Streptophyta, Magnoliopsida, Solanales, Convolvulaceae. The transcript has 2 exons. Bases 37 to 507 code for a protein of 156 amino acids. The record is from RefSeq and is a predicted model, not a curated record.
ACACUACAUCAAUAAUAAAACAACAAACAAUAAACAAUGUCGGCUGCCCAGAAGUUGGUUAACGUUGCAGUGUGUCUGGUGUGCAUGUUUGUCCUCACUGUCGACGCUUCGCUUUCUUCGGUUUACAGGUCAUGCUUCGAUCCAUGCCAUUCCGCUUGCAAAGACAAAGGAAAAACCGUACUUGUAUGCAACAGAGAAUGUGAAAUCGAAUGUACCGACAAGGCGUAUAAAGAGGGCAAGGUUAAGGACGAGGGCACGCAACUUACGGACGAGGAGAAGGAACUUUGGGCCUUUAAGAAAAAACAAGUUGUGGAGUUUGUGGGCAUGCAUUGUAAGGACUUUAAGAAUAAGCAAUGUAAGGACGGCGACAACCAAUGUAAGGACGAGGAAGAGUUCUGUAAAGACAUGCAUAAGCUCCUUAAGGAUGAGAACAAACAACUUAAGGAUGAGGACAAGCUUCUUAAGGAUGACAAUAAGUUAGUUAAGGACGAGGAAAAAACAACUUAAAUAAGGACGGGUAAAAAUAUAGAAGAAUAAUAAAGCAAUCUAUUAUAUUUAAUGUGAAACAUCAUAGGAUUUCUAUAUUUGAAUUCAAGAUCGUAUUUUGAGAUAGUGGCGAUUUUUCUUGUCAUCCCUAUCAUGUAAGACUAUAUGUCACUUUUG